AUGUUGAUGUGCUGUGAGAAGCAGCAUACUUGGGUACUUUUGAGAAUUGAGAAUGUGGUUUCAUAUUAUGUUAUAUUAGGCAAAUGUCAUUCAAUUCCAUGUUUCAAUGCCAUUGACACCUUGUCCAAUUCUCUGCCUAUUUUUGCAGGGCCUUUUAUUUUUCCUCUAUCAUCGUCAGACAUGUGGAGAUUCAAACAGUUCAUGCCCAAAGAACAAAAUGGGCUUGAAGGUCGCAGUAUUGACAUUGGCGAUCUGAAAGUUCAUGUUCGCAAUGUCAUUGCUGAGGGUGGAUUCUCAUGCGUUUACUUAGCUCGAGAAGCAAUACAUGGUUCAAAGCAAUAUGCUUUAAAGCACAUCAUAUGUAAUGAUGAAGAAUCUCUGGAACUGGUAAUGAAAGAAAUCAGGGUGAUGAAAUUGCUCAAGGGACACCCUAAUGUUGUCACUCUUCAUUCCCAUACCAUUUUUGAUACGGGUCGUACAAAAGAAGCUCUUCUUGUUAUGGAAUACUGUGAAAAGUCUCUUGUUAGUGUGCUGGAGAGCAGAGGAGCUGGGUACUUUGAGGAGAAACAGAUCCUUACAAUCUUCAGAGAUGUCUGCAAUGCUGUCUUUGCUAUGCACUGCCAGUCCCCACCCAUUGCUCAUCGGGACUUGAAGGCUGAGAAUCUUUUGCUGGGUUCCGAUGGACUAUGGAAGUUGUGUGAUUUUGGUAGUACCUCCACCAAUCACAAGCGCUUUGAGAAACCUGAAGAAAUGGGCGUUGAGGAAGACAAUAUCAGGAAGCACACAACGCCUGCCUAUAGAGCCCCUGAGAUGUGGGAUUUAUUACGACGAGAACUUAUAAACGAGAAGGUGGAUAUUUGGGCCCUUGGUUGUCUUCUCUUUCGCAUAUGCUACUUCAAGUCUGCAUUUGAUGGUGAAUCGAAGCUACAGAUUUUAAAUGGGAAUUAUCGCAUUCCAGACAUGCCAAAGUACAGCACAUCAGUUACAGACCUCCUCAACGACAUGCUUCAAUCUUCACCGGAUGCCAGGCCAGAUAUCACCCAGGCAUGGUUUCGUGUUAAUAAUCUAUUACCUGAUGGUUUACAAAAGUCAUUACCCGACAGGCCACCAGAAAUGAAGCAACUGGGAACUGACAUGCAUGAAGGCAUUCCAAAGCCUGCAAAUAAGUCUAAUUUGGUGCCUCGUAGAAGUCCGCCACCACCACCUUUAGCUGCAGAACCAGCUAGGAAUGUAUCACCACCAUCACUCAGUUCUGGGGUAGGUGGAGGCGGAGGUCCUCUGGGUGCUUUCUGGAAUACUCAGCAUGCAAAGGAUUCAGUUGUGGAGGACAACAGCAGGCUCAAAUUUGAUGAUGAAGUGACCAUCCAUAGCUCCUCAAGACCAGAUAGAAGUCGUACAGAGAGGCUUCCAGUUUCCCAUAAAAAUAGCCCUCCAAUAGAGGAAAAUCUCCAAGCUCGACCUAUCUUAAGAAAUGUGCAUCGAAAAUCUGUUAACCGGUCUGAGGAUGGCCCUUCAAAAGACUUUGAAAUCAAACUUUUUCAGGACGAUUCAGACGACGGCUGUAGUGAAAUAUCAAAAGGAUCAAAAUCAGAGAAUACACCUGGCUUCCAAAGUGAGGCUUUCAAUGCUUUUGUCACUGAAUUUGGUACCAAUAAACUUAACCCUGGAAGUAGUAGUAAAAAAUCAGGGAAGGAGGAUCUGUUAGAGGCUGAGAUAGAAAGGCUGAAAGAACAGCUGAAGCAAGCUAACAUGGAGAAGGCUGAAAUAACCUCCAAAUAUGACAAGCUAUCUGCCAUUUGCCGAUCACAGCGGCAGGAGAUACAUGAGCUUAAGCAAACUCUUGGUGUUAGAAGAACCCCAUCACCAAAUAGAGAUGCGUCCAAACAUCAGACUUCUCCUGGAGUUCAACCACCAACUGCCCCACCGCUGAGGGAGAAAGAAAGAACAGUUUGGGACCUCCCACACGGACCAUUAGAGAAGAGUUCCCCAAGUCCAGAUCCUAAGUUGUGGCAGGCCUUUGCCGAAGAUCCUAAGCCACAGACAAUGCUUAUGAAUAACACUUCCAAAUCUGUUAGAACAAGAAAUGGUCACCAGCACAAACAGGCUGCUGAAGUUACCUCAGGUGCUAGCUCAUGGGGUUUUGGAACAGACAAUUUUAUGGCAGUUCCCGUCGCAAACUCUGAGAUAAACAUUCCCUUUACUGAAUUGAAUAAUUCUCAGCGCUUUGUUGAACCAAAGAGCGUUGAAAAAAAGUCAACCUCUCAACCUGCAGGAUGGGCUGGUUUCUAAUCUUUAUGUUUUCUGCCAUAGCCGAACUUUCAAGUUUGAAAGUGACCGCCACAGUGACUAUCUUCUUUGUUUUGUGUGAUUGAGAGGCUGAGGAAAGGAAUGACAAAAAUGAAAGAGGGAAACGAAAAAAUGGUGCCACAGGUUUUUUUUGGUGUUGGUUGUGUAUUGUGUAGAUUUGGUUACAGAAAAGAACAAGAACAUGGGACUUCCAUGGCUUAUUGCAGUCCCUAUCCUUGGGUAAGAUUAUAUUCAAUAUCCCAUAUAUUCCAUCAUGUUACCACUUUGUUUUUAUGGUUAGAACAUUCUAAUGGGUAUCCUCGUAAUGAUUCUGUCAAUGUUUUAUGAUAAGAGUAUGGGUAGACAUGUUUCUGGAAGUUUGAGCAAAUGGGAAUAUGAUAUUCGAAUUGGAAGACAUUGUGAUGGCACAGCCUUAAAAUUAGCAGCCUGUGAGCGAC
Ilex paraguariensis (yerba mate) is the source of this 2744-nucleotide messenger RNA. The record is from the annotation of a GenBank genome assembly. NCBI's taxonomy places the organism in Eukaryota, Viridiplantae, Streptophyta, Magnoliopsida, Aquifoliales, Aquifoliaceae.